Messenger RNA from Euleptes europaea (tarantolino), 2357 nucleotides. It is a transcript of the gene DZANK1, whose product is annotated as double zinc ribbon and ankyrin repeat domains 1. The record is from RefSeq and is a predicted model, not a curated record. The transcript is spliced from 21 exons. Bases 47 to 2347 code for a protein of 766 amino acids. Lineage: Eukaryota; Metazoa; Chordata; Lepidosauria; Squamata; Sphaerodactylidae. Gene Ontology annotation, molecular function: protein binding. Gene Ontology annotation, biological process: eye photoreceptor cell development.
CGCGACGAAAAACCCAUGCGUCUCACAACAGCCCUGCGAGGAAAAAAUGACUGCUGGCUCUAUUUUAGCACCUCAAGUGAUACCUCUUCGAAUCCCAACAGCAGGCAAAGCUAAACAUGAAAUAGACACAAAUACAUUUGUAGAAAUCAAAUCAGAUACGCCUGACGUUGCCAUACAUUACACUAUAGAUGGAAGUAAACCAGAACUGUUUAGGAGAGUGGGUUACAGAGACUGUAAUACUUUUAAGUAUAAGGGACCAAUCUUAUUACCAGAUGGGAAAAUAACAUUGAAAGCACUGGCAGUCACAAAAGACUGCAGAGAGAGUGCUGUUGUAACAAAAGUAUUCGUGGUCGACUUGGCAACUCCGAACACACAUAUACCUGAUGGAGAUAAUGAUAAGAAUUUAUUGAAAACUCUCUCCAGGCAGGAGAUGGAAAAUGGAUUAUCUGAUUCAAGACUGGAAAAGAAAGAUGUGAAUAGGGAAACCCAACCCCAUUGGAAUGGCGUAGCCCAGGAAUCUCAAGGUGUGUCAAAAGAAAAAAGAUCAAUGCCCUCUCUGUCUGUUGGGCAGCAUCUACUUAACUUGAACACCUCACAUGAUAAAGAAGAGGCCAGCCCUGCCACGUUGAUACCUGAAGCACAGUUUACUAACUCUGUUGUGAGUAAUAGAAGUCUCACCAGCACUCAGGCACUGAGAAUCCAGAGACAGAAAGAUUUCCUCAGGUGUGCACAGUGCCUGGCUCCUCACUUGUUAGAUCCGUUUGCUCGUUUCUGUCAGGAUUGUGGUUCAUUGAUCCCGCCUGUGCCUGGAUACAGCCUCCCAUCUCCUAAAGAUGCUCAGAUGGGACUGUGUGAUGAAUGCCAAACUAUGGUGCCAAUGAACACACCAACUUGCAUUGUAUGUGAGACACCACUAACUCCACAGUUGCAGUCUCCAGCAAACAUCUGCUUAAAGGGCAGAGUAGUAUGUUUGGUGUGUGGAUCAGGAAAUCCAGUUCAUGUCAAACAGUGUGUGAUCUGUGAGAACCAGCUUCAUGAUGCACAAACGCCUGCACUUAGUAGAGAAGUUCCCCCUCUGCUGUCCAACCAUUUGAGAAAAACUACGUCCUGUUCAAAGUGUGGUCAGGCUAAUGACCAAGAUGCUCAGUUCUGUGGCUGGUGUGGAGCGAAGGUGAGCCCCCCUCCGCUCUAUCUCACUUGCUUCAAGUGCGGCGCAAGCAACCGUCCAUGGGCACAAUUCUGUGGCACUUGUGGCGUUCAUCUUGAGCCCCUGUACAGAACGGGCUGUAAGGACAACAUCUUGUUGAGCGCUGGAGAUGGCUAUGUCAUUUCUGAGAAUAAUAGCUUGCAGAAUUGGCAGCAACACACUGUUGCAUUCCCAACCUCAAAAUUUGAUCCACUUGGGAGAAAAGAGCAAGGAACCCAAACAGUUGGCCUCUUCUACCCAUCUGGGAAAUUUUUGGAGAAGAGAGAAUGUGAGCUGGUCUCUCAAAAGGAAAAGCAGCAUAAGAUGAGCGACCGCAAGCCUCUGCUCACAGCCAUCAGCCCUGGAAGAGGUUACUGGAGGAAGCAACUAGAUCAUGUGUGUGAGCACCUCAGAAGCUAUGCUCAGAACAACGUGGAGUUCAGGACUUUAAUUGGAGAGCCUCAGAUGGGAAAGCUUAUAUCUGCAACCGUCCAUGAGGAUGAAUACCAAGUCAGUCUCCGGCUAAAUUAUGCGCUUGCUGUAAAUAAGGAUAUACUGACUUAUAAAACCGCAUUGUUUGAUUAUCAUGGUUUGAGUCCCUGCAGAGGAGAUACAAAUGGGUUAUAUGGAAGAAAAGCAACUUGGGCAAAUGAAGAAAGUCAGAGAAUCUUGAGUUCCAGAGAAAAAAUCCAAAGAAUGGCCAGGACAUGGAAAAGUCUGGAGAAGGAAGGCAAACUUUCAGCUGCAUCCAGGCAGCUGCUGCAGGAAGUUGGUCCAAAAGGUGAGGGGCGACCUUUUUUGGUGGAGCAACUGAUUGAUGAGGGAGCGGAUCCUAACUGCACCAAUAAUCACGACCAAGUUGCUUUGACGUUGGCUGUCCUGAACAAGCACCACGAAAUCAUUCCUGUACUUGCACAGAAAGGCGCAGAUAUUGAACAUCAGUCAGGACCGCUAAACAACACAGCUCUUCAUGAAGCCGUCUUGCUGGGACUGGAGGGACUGAAUUGCACUGAAGCCUUGCUAGGAUGUAACGCAAAUAUUAAAACGAAGAAUGCCAAAGGACUGUCCGCCUACGAUUUGGCUUUAAAGAGCAACAGUGAUAAAAUAGUCUCCCUGUUUGCUAGUAAGCUAGGGCAGGGAAUAUUGGACAAUGUAACAUAGCCAAGCAGAG